Molecule: messenger RNA, 3821 nt
Organism: Chara braunii
Lineage: Eukaryota; Viridiplantae; Streptophyta; Charophyceae; Charales; Characeae
Source: the annotation of a GenBank genome assembly
GCAAACGCUUAUGCGGAAGUCCUUGCGCAAGCAUGACACACAUAGAUUGAGAAAUGGUCCAAAUCGGGAAAAAAGGAAGUGCACUGUCCGUCUCCCAACGGUGCUGUGCUUCAAGACCUUGAAAGUUUGCGCAGCGUGGCGAAGAUCUCUCUCUCCUAGAACGGAUACGAAAUACGUCCGCACUGAAGGGGUCAGGUGGAGACAUCGUCGGACAGAGUUUGAAGCUGCGACCCGUUCGGGGAGGCAGGGGCGGGAAUCAAUCAGCCAACAGGAUGCGAGGUUAUUACAGCGAAAAGCCGAUGAGAGAAGAGUGGUCUCGAUGAGAUUUUGUAUGAAUGAUCCAGGCCAGUAAAUGCCAGACCAGAUUCAUUCAUGGCUGAAGGAAGGAAAUGAUGGUUCUGUCUUGCAUGUUCUGCUCGAUGUCGGACAAAGUGCUUCCCCGUAAUCUUUUGCCGACUCUGAUUGCCGCCGCUGCACGUGUACGGCUUCCAGGCCCGAUGCAGGUCCGUACGAUACCUUGCUUCCGUGCGCAGGCAUCUAUCAGCAGCCCUGAUGGCUGCGCAGGUUCGGCUGUGUGUUGCCGACUCGGUAGCGGUGAGGAAGCCAGGCCGGAAGUGGUGAGCUGCCUGCGUAUGGCGGGAGAAAACGCACGCCAGCCUUGGUCUCCCAUGUGUCUGAAGCAGAAACAACGCCUUCCUUCUCCGUUCGAUGACAGUUUGGCGGCACCACAAUCGUUCUUCUCUGGAAGACACCCGAUGCGAAGAAGAGUCGUUCACUUUACAACGCUUCUCCGAAGUUUCUCUGUCGCGCGUAACGCGGAGAAUGUGGGUGGGGAUCAUCUGUUUCAUCCCCUUGCAGGAAGAAGUGGAGCCACGUACACCCAGCCGCCGCCACCACCAUCGCCAUUACUGAGCGAUUUGCUAGCUGGAGAGAAUAUCUUCCUCCCUUCGUACGAGCCUGGGCAGUACCGGUUGGUCUGCCCGCUAUGCAAUGGGGGAUCAGACCAGGAGAAGAGUCUGGCUGUGAAAAUCACACAAGAUGGCGGGGCGGUUUGGAAAUGCCACAGAGCCAAGUGUGGGUGGGAUGGGGGUCUCAGAGACUAUGCAGGUCAAGAGGGAAGCAUGGAAAAUGCUGCAGGGCGGUGGAGUCCCUUGCAGCCCGCGAGCAGUGAAGGGGUGCUCUCUUCAUCUCCUCCUCCUCCGCCUUCUCCUCCUCCUCUUUGCAGCCUCCCCUCCGCAGGACGUGGACCGCCGAGGGCUCUGAUUGGACCUAAUGGAACGGGUGGUCCAGCUGGGCGACCACCUCCUCCUCCUCCUCCUCCUCCUCCUCCUCCUCCUCUUCCUCCCCCGCCUCCCCCCCUCUCUUUGGAGAAACUGGACCUCUGCCAGCUUGGCAAGAGGUUGUCGGACUUCCUGGCGGCGAGGGGAAUCAGUACGGAGACCAUGAGGCGCAAUGGCAUUGCCCAGGCCAACUCCUACUGCCCCCAGGACCGAAAAAAGGUAUUGGCUCUUGCAUUUCCCUACAGGCGCAGAGGACAGAUUGUGAACGUGAAGUAUAGGGGCCCUGAGAAGAAGUUUUGGCAGAUCAAAGGGGCGGAACGGAUAUUGUACGGCGUGGAUGACAUUGAGGGUUGCCGGGAGAUUGUCAUCGUGGAGGGGGAGAUCGACAAGCUCUCCGUGGAAGAAGCGGGAAUCACGAACUGUGUCAGUGUGCCGGAUGGGGCCCCGCCCAAGGUGUCGGCGGAAGGGUCGUUGCCUGCCCCUGAAGACGACAAAAAGUACGAGUACCUGUGGAACUGCAAAGAGUAUCUCGAACGAGUGGAGAGAAUUGUGUUGGCCACCGAUGCAGAUGCACCUGGUCAGGCUCUCGCUGAAGAGCUUGCGCGCCGCCUGGGCCGAGACCGGUGCUGGCGUGUGCAAUGGCCCCUCGGUCGGGACGGGACCGUUCUCAAGGAUGCCAACGAGGUCUUGCAGAAGGCUGGCGCCAGUGUUCUGCGAAGUUGUAUCGAGAAGGCCGAGGCGUAUCCCAUCAGAGGGCUGUUCAGAUUCAGCGAUUUUUUUGGGGACAUCGACGCGUACUAUCAUCUCACGGACCAGAACAAGGUCGGCCUCUCUACCGGCUGGAAGAGUCUCGACAAGUUCUAUCGUGUCAUCGCAGGGGAGUUGACGAUCGUCACAGGCGUCCCCAAUUCUGGGAAGAGCGAGUGGGUCGACGCUCUGAUGUGCAACCUGAACCGCACGAAGGGAUGGACAUUUGCACUGUGCUCGAUGGAGAACAGGGUGGAGGAUCAUGCGCGCAAGCUGCUGGAAAAACACGUUGGAAAGCCGUUCUUGAAUGCGGAGUAUGCAGGCUCUGUGCCCAAGAUGACAGCCGAAGAGUACGAGCACGGGAAGGCCUGGCUGAACAAGUCGUUCUUCCCCAUGAGGUGUGAAGAUGAGCAGAUCCCCUCCAUAGAUUGGGUGCUUUCAGUGGCCAGGCAAGCCGUGCUUCGCCUGGGAAUCAGAGGCCUCGUGAUUGACCCUUACAAUGAGUUGGACCACCAGCGAAUGCAGAGCCAGACGGAGACGGAGUAUGUUAGCAAGAUGCUCACCAAGGUCAAACGCUUUGCGCAGAUGACCGACUGCCACGUCUGGUUUAUCGCUCAUCCACGGCAGCUGAAAGAUUGGAGAGGCGAAGCUCCCAGCUUGUACGAUAUCAGUGGGAGUGCACAUUUCAUAAACAAAUGCGAUAACGGCAUAGUCGUCCACCGCUCUUACGACGAUUCCGCUGCAAAUGACCAGAAAGGGCUCGCCGACCCGGUGAAGAUCCUCGUACGGAAGGGGGCAUAUGACAGGAAGAUGGGGAUAGGGCGAGGAGAGGGGGAUAUGGAGAGGAGGAGGAGGUGGACGAGGAGGACGACGAGGAUAGCGAGGACAACGAGGAGGAGUCGAGAUGGGGGAGGAGAAGAGAUGGACGGAGGGAAAAGAGGAAGGGCAGGAGGAGGAGCACGAGUGGGAAGAGGAGACGUGGACGGCGAGGAAGGGGGAGGACACAAGGAAAGGGAGGACACGAGGAAGGGAAGGAGACGAGGAGGCAUGGAAGAUGAGGAAGUACGAGGAGGAGGAGGAUACAAGGAGGAUGAGGAAGGGCAGGAGGAGGAGGACGAACAGGAGGAGGAGGAGGAGGAGGAGGAGGAGGAGGAGAAAAGGAGAAGGGAGGAGGAGACAUGGAGGACGAGGAAGGGGAGGAAGAGCAAGCUAACAGAUGUCCCGGAGGACUAUUGGAACAGGUUCCACAAGUGAGCCCCCCAAGGUAGUGAUCUGGCUUGAGGCACAUCAUCAUUUUUCUGUCCACUAUCUGGGACAACCAUUCCAAAGAACCGAUCCGACUUCGUCACUCCACUAAGAGUAUGCUCGCCCAUUUUCACCCGAACGGAACGCCCCGUCACUACAGAUGUACCUGGCGGAACAUUCAAACCACCAGUAAGUACUUCCUAAGAUCGUGCCCGUUAACAAGCCAGCCACAAUUCUAGGAAACGUACCGGCCACUACAGGAGCGCCCAAAUUCAUCCGACUAGAAAUGUUUCUGCUCUAUUCUUUUUCCACCACCGAUAGCCGGGGCAAGUACUCGUGGUUUGAAGUCCAGAGACAGCCAUGAUGAUCAGAACGGACUCCUCUGGCCGCAAGCAACGUCCUGACUGCAACUACCAGUAGUAUUAUCAUUUUUAUGUCGUCCGGACUGCGAUUACGUACAGAAAUCUGUUGAAAAAGUCCUUAGUGCAGGUGUGCCUAAAAUGUUGUUAUGUGAGUGAGGUUACAUCUGGAUAAAUCUCUGGAGUUUUG